Linum trigynum is the source of this 1049-nucleotide messenger RNA. The record is from the annotation of a GenBank genome assembly. NCBI's taxonomy places the organism in Eukaryota, Viridiplantae, Streptophyta, Magnoliopsida, Malpighiales, Linaceae.
UCAUUGUUUUCAAAUCCUCCUCUCUACCAAACUUUUCGAUGGUGCUCAAUCACGCUCAGUUGCAAUCUCCUACUCUUGUCAAAAACCAGAGCUUUCGCAAUGUUGCAACAUAUUCUCGGUACCUUCGUCGCUUUCGUGAUCGUCCUCUCUAUCCUUCCUUCUCUAUUCAUCCAUGAACCUUUUCAAAAUACGAUAUGGACAUCCCUGCCUAUCUUCAAGGACUCGGGUGGGGAUCUGUGGUUGAAAAUAUGAGAUUCAGCCUGUGUUCCGAGGCUGUUCGAUUGUUUUAUGUCAAUCUUCGUCAUGGUCCUGGGAGUGAUCGUUCCUUCUUUACCACACUGGUGGUUGACUAUGAGAUCAAGGUCAGUCCUGAUUUGCUGGUGUCCGUAUUGGAUCUUCCUCACUCUGGUCAUCAAGCGGGUACAAAUAGGGACUUCUAUAACUUAGGAUUUUGCUUCGACGAGGUUCUCGAAUCUCUGGCUUAUGAUAUUGGGCGUUGGUUUCCAUCCCAAAUCUCAGCUGGGCGGCUGCCGGAUAAUCUUAAGCACAUGAUAAAGUCUGGUAUCGAAUACUAUGGUGGUCCGCUGACCUUUGGUCCUCAAAUCACUCAACUCCUGUAUCGCUUAGAGGGAGUGAGCAACCCCGAAUUAGCCACUUCUCUUGUCAACGCAGCUGUUGCAGCAUUUAAGCAGGAAGCUAGCUCUAGGAGUGGAUCGAAAAGGAAGAUGAUGCUGGAGAAAGAUUUGAUGCUACCAAAAUAUGUUUAUGAGUCUAAUCAGAUCAGUGAUCUAAUUAGCCCUGACUCAGAUUUUGGUGACGAGGACAAUAUCUCAAGCUAUGCAUCGCCACAUAGCUAUCCCUUCUAACUAACUUAGAGUCGUAGCUUAGGGGGGAGGGGUGGGCUAAGUAGUCUAAUGGUUGAGGGUGGUAGCUGUGUCUUAGGGGUUGUGGGGGUGUCCUCUUGUCUUUGGUUGUUUAAAUCUUAAGUGUGUAGAAUAGGUAUCCUUUUCACGUAUUGUUCAAAGCAGAAAUAGAGAGUAUUGUCUGAG